Telopea speciosissima is the source of this 1299-nucleotide messenger RNA. RefSeq lists its product as uncharacterized. Lineage: Eukaryota; Viridiplantae; Streptophyta; Magnoliopsida; Proteales; Proteaceae. Bases 1 to 1299 code for a protein of 432 amino acids. The transcript has 2 exons. The record is from RefSeq and is a predicted model, not a curated record.
AUGGAUGCUCAUGUUAGACGGACUCCUGAGCAAGUAGUCAAUGAAAGGCAUAAUAGUAGUUCUACUCAGACUACUAUAGAGAACCGUUUUAGGACAGCAGAACAAAAAGCUAGAGUUGAUUAUCACAUUGCUAAGUGGUUGUAUCAGCAAGGUAUCCCAUUCAAUGCUAUUAAGGCAAGGACCUUUGAGGUGAUGUGCGAGUCUAUUGCACAAUAUGGUUCUGGAUAUAUUCCACCUUCAUAUCAUCAAGUGAGAGUGCCAUUGUUAAGAAAUGUUGUGAAUGAAACUGCAGAGAUGAAGAAAAAAUAUGAAGAGUAUUGGAAGCAGUAUGGGUGCACUCUUAUGUCUGAUGGAUGGACGGAUAAACGGGGAAGGCACAUAAUUAAUUUUCUCGUUAACUGUCUAGAGGGGACUUAUUUCAUGGGAUCUGUUGAUGCAUCUGGUAUGGUUCAAAGUGCACAAGUGCUAUUUGAAUUGCUUGAUAGCAAAAUUGAUGAGAUUGGUGAGGAUUAUGUCAUUCAAGUUGUGACUGACAAUGCUUCAAACUAUAAGUUGGCUGGUGGUCUGAAAGACUUUAAGAAUGUGAUAGGUAAGGCAAAAAAAAUAACCACCUUCAUCUACAGGGACCCUCGUCUUCUUGAUGCAAUGAGGAAAAGAACUAGACAAAAAGAUCUUGUGAGAGCUGCAGCUACUAGAUUUGCAACUGCUUGUUUGACAUGUCAGAGCUUAGUUAGGCAUAAGGAUGCAUUGAAGCAUUUGUUUAUUUCUGAUGAGUGGAAGGGUUCUAAUUUGUCAAAGACAGAGGCUGGAAAGAAAGUGGAAGAAACGGUGUUUGCUGUACCAUUUUGGAACACUAUGGAGGAUUUUAUUAGAGCAUCGAAGCCACUUAUUGUUGUUUUGAGGAUUGUUGAUGGUGAUCAGAGGCCUGCAAUGCCUGAAGUUUAUGUUGCUAUGGAAGAGGCAAAAAAGAAAAUACGUGAACAUUUAGCACAUAAAGAACGGCUGUGGAAGAAAAUUAUAAGUAUCAUUGACAAGCGUUGGGAGUGUCAGAUGGAGCGUCCAUUGUAUGGAGCCGCACUAUUUCUUAAUCCCGGAAAAUUUUUCAUGUUCAACGAAAAUGAAAAUGGCGAACUGAUUGCCAAUCUACACAUCUCAUUGGUUGAUGUCAUGACCAGAUUGGUAGUUGACCCUGCUAUACAAGACAAGAUAACUUUGCAAAUUGAUGAUUAUAGAUAUUCAAAGGGUUGUUUCGGGAGGGAUAUGGCGAUUAGACAACGGACAACCAUAAAUCCUAGUUAG